ACGACCGCGACUUAGCCUUGGCGCGGGCCUUGCCUCCUUGCUUGCCACGGCCGGACAUGGCGGAAUAGGCAAUAACUGCUGCUUUUUCGAGGAAAGGAUAUGGGAAGAUCUUGCUAUUGCGCCAUCUGACCUCACAGUCAUCUUACCUUCAGCCUUUCCUAGGCAUGACAGUCGUGGAUGUGGGCCAUCAUGUUGAAGUGCUGGAGUUGAACAAAGGGCUAGUGUUGCGUAGCAGUUUCAUCCAUGACUGAUAGAUUCCAUCUGCAGGGAAACUCUGAAGGCAGAAAAUAACCAACUCAAAACAGCUUCAGCUCAGCUGAAUCUGAAGGGGGCGCUCUGCAAGGAAGAUAGGCUGUUGCAAGAGGCCGCAGUGACCUGAGCCCGCUCUCCUGACGUCAUCUUUGCUCACAUAGCCGCGUUAACUUCCCAGCUGCUUCCCCAGCUUCCUUGCUUGCGUCUUUUAUAAUCCAUUUUCCACGCUGCAGACAGUGAUCUUUGCAAAAUGGAAAUUCGAAGCCAAGUUGUUGUGCCACCUUUGCUGCUAUCCUGACUACUGAACUGGACUGCUGGUGUAUCCGUGAAGUGUUUGCAAGUGGACUGAGCUGCCACUGCUGACCUGUGAACUGAACUGCCGAUUUCCAGAAUACACAAACAGGAGUUGCUCCACAGAACCUUUCUAAACAGGUCCAUUCUCCCUCGAUCCCCAUCCUUUCUUUUCCACUGCCUCUGGAUUUUACCCGUCGGGAGGAGCAGGGACUACAAUUCCCAUGAAACCUCUGGGUACUAGGUGACGCUUGCCAAACCCAACCGGACUGCAUUUCCUAGCGAGCCUCCUGACGCCGCGUUUACGUCGACCCUGUACGUCAGGAAAUUCGGUGGUUAGAUCUAGCCGUGGUACAGCAGGCUUCGCCGCAAGUACAAAGCGGAUGCUAAGUGCGCGGUCGGCCCGGUGCAUGGUCUCCAUGGCCACGCGCGCGUGUGUGUCGCGGGGCAGCGCGGGAUCGGCGGCUGGCGGGCCAGUGGAAGCCGCUAUUCGCGCCAAGUUGGAGCAAGCCCUGAGCCCUGAGGUACUGGAGCUGCGCAACGAGAGCGGCGGCCACGCGGUCCCAGCAGGCAGCGAGACGCAUUUCCGCGUGGCGGUGGUGAGCUCUCGUUUCGAGGGCAUGAGCCCCUUGCAACGGCACCGGUUGGUCCACGAGGCACUGUCGGAGGAGCUGGCUGGGCCCGUACAUGCGCUGGCCAUCCAGGCUAAGACCCCCGCCCAGUGGAGAGAGAACCCACAGUUGGACAUUAGCCCCCCCUGCCUAGGUGGGAGCAAGAAAACUCGAGGGACCUCUUAAUACGCGGGUUGGGAGAACAACGAUCCGAAUGGGUCGACUGAGAAUAAAUUACUAUAUCAUUACUA
Mastomys coucha (southern multimammate mouse) is the source of this 1405-nucleotide messenger RNA. RefSeq names its product bolA family member 1 (gene Bola1). The transcript is spliced from 7 exons. The record is from RefSeq and is a predicted model, not a curated record. Bases 927 to 1340 code for a protein of 137 amino acids. Lineage: Eukaryota; Metazoa; Chordata; Mammalia; Rodentia; Muridae. Gene Ontology annotation, cellular component: mitochondrion.